GCGUGCAUGAAUUAUUUAAGUUAUGAAGUUUUAAAUGUUCACUUAACCUAUAUUUUUCGGAUUCCUCAAGAAAUAGUGAUUGUUAGGUUAGGUUAGGUGUUUGUGUGUGAAUUUGUUAGAUUGCAGUUUUGGUAGUGGUAGUGGUAAAUCUAACAAAUUCACACACAAACACAACUCAACCUAACCUAUUAACAAUCACGAGAGGGAGAAGAACCGAUUCAAGGGAGAAGAAUGGAUGAAGAAAUGAGAUUAAAGAUAGAAUAAAAUAAAGUGUAAAAUAUUUGUAAAUUAUUUUCAGCAAUUUUUUUGUUAACUGCUAACUUAAUAAGUGAACGUAUAGAUCUUAUAGCCGAGCAAUGUGAUGAACAACAGCUGAUCAUCUUUAGCAGAAGCUACUUGAUGUUUGGAAGAAUGUCAGAGAUGACUGACUGAGAUGAGACACUGACUGAAAUUCAGUCACGCAAAAACCACCCACUCGGCUCAGGGAGUGUAAAAUGUCUGGUGCUCCAACCCGAUCCCCACCUGCAGAUCUGCUGACUUCCUCACACACAGUUCCUGAAUUCCUCACGACUGAUGAUGAUGACUCAAACCUUUGCCUUGAUGAUUUGCAACAGUAUGUUAACAAAACCAUCACCAAAAUUAAACCAAUGCUACAAACAGGUCCUAAUUGUGGACUGGCAGCUCUUGCCAUGGUUGCAACACUAAUACCAAUUAAACAACCUAUUUCAAUAAACAAUAUUUUUCAUGAAGCUGAACUAAGAGGCUUUACUUGUAAGGGGGAAAUGUUUUCUGUAUCAAAUAUGAAAAUAUUAGCCGAGACAUUUUUGGCUCCUUGGUUUUGUGUUGAAGAAUUUUCAGAUGGGAUGGAAGCUAAAAAAUUGUCCAUCAUUGAAAAGCUGUAUGCAGGAGCAUUGAUGAUGGUUCCUUAUGAUGCUGACAAAAACCAUUCGCCGUGUUGUAUGAACGGUCACAAGGCACACUGGGCUGUGGUGUGUGGUGUGAUGGAAAGGUCGGAUGGCCAAGUGCAUGUGGCUGCUAGACACGGCAAGAGUCGCUACCUCGGAGUUUGGUCACUGGACAGUCUAGCCAAAAGUAACGCCAACCUAACUGAAUUAGAUCCAAGUAGGCGCAAAGAUAAUUGCCAGUAUAUCCUACCAUCAGGUGGUGUGAGAGCUGGUCUUUCCAACAGAUACAUUUUGAUAACAAAAAAAUGAUUUUACAACUCAGAACACUACGAAAUAUUUGCUUUAGAACUAAGGGUUUCUUAAAAAAAAAUCUUUCUACUAAACUCCAUUUUACAGUUUUGUCAUUGACUUUUGUGCCAACUCGUCAGUCAUAAAAUUAAAUCAAACCUACAGCUACAGUGGGAUACGUUGAAUUUGACCAAAAUCAUAACUGCUACAGCUUCUAGCUUAAUUUAAAAUUCAUAAAAUAAAACUAUUUUGCAAAUAAAUGCCAUACUGUUAAGAAAUUGUCUUGGUAGUUGUUACAUUAAUAAACAAUGAUAAGAAAACUAGGAUGCAAGUCCCACAUACAGGCUUUUUGCCACAUGGAGCCUGGUUUCCAGUGUAGCAAUCUUUAAUUGACACUAAUACUCUUAUUGUAAAGUAUUUUUUAUAGUUUGGUAUAUCACUCUGUUAUUGCUUAGUAAUGUCAUUGAAAAGACUGUUAUGUAUGUAAUGGUUUGUAUAUGUUAUUCUACUAAUCAAUAAAUAGUUUUAAAUA
Molecule: messenger RNA, 1725 nt
Organism: Macrosteles quadrilineatus (aster leafhopper)
Lineage: Eukaryota; Metazoa; Arthropoda; Insecta; Hemiptera; Cicadellidae
Product: actin maturation protease
Exons: 6
Coding region: 495-1214 (239 amino acids)
Source: RefSeq, a predicted model, not a curated record